CGUCGACAAUGACUUUUUUUGGGUUUAGGAAAGCGGACUUUAAAAAUUUGCAUACAAUCACAUGAAUGUCGGUUUAAAAGUGGAUAUACACAAACAAGACAUCUGCUUUCUCUAAUUUCCCGCCAUUAAUUGCUUUGAAACACGCGUCCUCCUUAUAAAUAUGUUAAAUAUAUCAUUUGAUUGUCUGUAUGCUUAGCAACUGUCUUGAUUUUAAGAUAAAUGACUUCAUCCACAUUAGUCAUUCGUAAACAGCGCUUCUUAAUAAAUGAAUGGAAACAUGCUUGCCCAUCGCAUGAAAAAAUCGAAGCACGCUUUUGCCCUUUUGACAAUAUCUGGUGUGGGACUUUUAUUUAUAUCGGCUGCUAUUUUAGUGGCGGGAUGUUUUCUAAUAUUUCAUGAAAAUUUUCAAGACUCUGGUGGGCUUAAAAAGAAAAUCGAGAUAGAGUUCGAUUAUAGCCAUUACUGGCUUGGAGGCAGCUAUCUCGUCACAGCAUUACUACUACUUUUGUCAGCAUGCCGUCAAAACAGAAGAAGAUUGACAUUUAUCACCGCAACUUUCUUGGCAUCAGGCAUAGCGCUAUCGUUGUUUGCUAUCGUUCUGGACGGACCUGAUUGGACAGAAUGGAAAAAUAUUGACAGAACAAUGAAAUUUUGGGAGAACAAAGAUGAUUAUACUUGCUCGUCGAAGAACAAAACCUGCAGCUGUCGACAAGAUGGAAGUGGUAUUCCACGUAAAUACAUAUUAUGAGUGUGUUGUUAGUACUUGCAUGCAGGGCAGAAGGUAGCGCGAUAAUUGGGACGGGGGGUAAAUAUGCGUAUAUUCUGUUCUGCCCGACGGAUUUCUUUUUAAAACUUAUAUAUAUAUACACACCAAAGAAAUUCUUCGGGCAAAACGAAUAUACGAAUAUGCACCCCCCACCGGUUCAAUUAUCGCAUCUAGUUUUGGUCCUGAAUACGUGGGACUUUAGUGUGAUUCUUCCAGCUUUGUAGACGUCGUAGGUGGUUGCUGAUUGAUUUCGUUCAGGUUUUCUGAAAAUGAGCUUCGAAACACUUGAAAAACGCGACACAACUGUCCAACUGAAAUAUCAGUGCCCAGUUCAUCAACAUUUUCUCGCAUAUUUCAUGGGGCUUAUCCAUGCUAUCAAUUUGCAAUAGACACUGUAGUCCCAUUUCUAUUUCCUGUUCCGUCCUAAUUAGUCUCAAAUUUUAAAAUUCAAGUUUAUUCACAUUUUGAGACCUUAUUUUUCGAAAUUUCUUUGUUUUGUAUUUUAUCCUCUUAUGGGUCCUUCCCGCCAAACCUUGAUUUUAAAAUCCCGGCUCUGUAUAAUGUUGGGUCAGUAUUUUUCAGUUGAUACACUUAUUUUUGAAGCUCACGUAAAGCCAGGCUUGGUACAUUCUCGCUUUGAUUAAGAGAAAUAAUAAUAUUAUCAUUUUUUUAUGUU
Messenger RNA from Dendronephthya gigantea, 1442 nucleotides. RefSeq lists its product as uncharacterized. NCBI's taxonomy places the organism in Eukaryota, Metazoa, Cnidaria, Anthozoa, Malacalcyonacea, Nephtheidae. The coding region runs from base 266 to 748 and encodes 160 amino acids. The record is from RefSeq and is a predicted model, not a curated record. The transcript is spliced from 3 exons.